Messenger RNA from Huiozyma naganishii CBS 8797, 222 nucleotides. RefSeq names its product Dpi8p (gene DPI8). NCBI's taxonomy places the organism in Eukaryota, Fungi, Ascomycota, Saccharomycetes, Saccharomycetales, Saccharomycetaceae. The record is from RefSeq and is a predicted model, not a curated record. The transcript has a single exon. Bases 1 to 222 code for a protein of 73 amino acids.
AUGCUAUCUCAAAUCACGAAACUAGCUGCCCAAAGAGGUUCGACAGUUGCUCAGACGUUGGGUAAGUCAUCGACGACGGGCGCGUUCAAGAAAGCCGUAGGCGAGGUUUCCUCUGGGAAUUCCUUCAAGUCGUUCAAGGACUACAGGGAGAACGCAAAGACGUACGGUCCCCUGAGUGCAACUCUAGCGGGGAAGCGUCACCUGACGGACGUGCAUCACUAA